Messenger RNA from Cercocebus atys (sooty mangabey), 3818 nucleotides. RefSeq names its product zinc finger protein 808 (gene ZNF808). Gene Ontology annotation, biological process: negative regulation of transcription by RNA polymerase II. The record is from RefSeq and is a predicted model, not a curated record. Bases 893 to 3712 code for a protein of 939 amino acids. The transcript is spliced from 11 exons. Gene Ontology annotation, molecular function: DNA-binding transcription repressor activity, RNA polymerase II-specific; RNA polymerase II cis-regulatory region sequence-specific DNA binding. Lineage: Eukaryota; Metazoa; Chordata; Mammalia; Primates; Cercopithecidae.
GUCGGGAUCGUAGAGUGGACCUUUCGUGCGCUUUUUCCUGUAGACCCGGCAGUCGAUUGCGUGGAAAGACCGUCUAGCCUCUGCGCCACACAAAAUAUCAUCAACAUAGUGAAUGAUAUAACAAUCUGAAAAUUUGUCUCUAACUGGUUGAAGGACUUGACCUACGAAAGUUUGACAAAUAGUUGGACUAUUAAGCAAUCCCUGAGGAUUCACUUUCAAAGAGACAUAUUAUGCAAGGAAGCAAUUCAGAAGAGGAAAGAAAAGAAGUCAGGAAUGGCCCUCACUCAUGUAAGGGACAAUUGUUAUUCAGGGAUGUGGCCAUAGAAUUCUCUCAGGAGGAGUGGAAAUGCCUGAACCCUGGGCAGAAAGCUUUAUACAGGGAUGUGAUGUUAGAGAACUACAGGAACCUGAUCUCCCUAGGUGAGGAUAAUGUUCCUCCAGAAGCCUGGAUCUGCUCUGGAAUCUGUCUUCCUGACCUGAGUGUUAUCUCCAUUUUGGAGCAAAAGAGAGAUCCCUGGACUCUGCAGAGUGAUGUGAAAGUAGCAAACAAUCCAAAUGGCAGGGAGUACAUCAAAGGUGUGAAAACAGGAUUAGCUCCUAAAGCCUCUUUCAUCUCUCCUAAGGAAGAAGCCUAGAAGAGGAGGAAGAGGAAAGAAAAGGAAUCAGGAACGGCUCUUACUCAGGAUUGACUUCUAAAGAUUCUUGGUACGUGAGGAAGAAACUCGGAAGAGGAAGAGGAAAGCAAAGGAGUCAGGGAUGGCUCUUUCUUAGAUAUCUCUUCCAAAUGCUUGAUGAAAAAGGUGGAAAGAUCACUUGAGCCAGGGCAUUGAAGUCUGCAGUGAGCCCUGUUUUUGCCACCACAUUCCAGCCUGGGAUUGAUUUCUAAAGACUCAUGUUAUGUGAGGAAGCAGCUGAGAAGAGGAAAGGAAAGGAGCCAGACAUGGCCCUUCCUCAGGGACGCUUGACUUUCAGGGAUGUGGCUAUAGAAUUCUCAUUGGCGGAGUGGAAAUGCCUGAACCCUGCGCAGAGGGCUUUAUACAGGGAAGUGAUGUUGGAGAACUACAGGAACCUGGAGUCUGUGGAUAUCUCUUCCAAAUGCAUGAUGAAGGAGAUCUUGUCAACAGGGCAGGGCAAUACGGAAGUGCUCCACACAGGGACAUUGCAAAGACAUGAAAGUCAUCACAUUGGAGAUUUUUGCUUCCAGGAUAUUGAGAAAGAAAUUCAUGACAUUGAUUUUCAGUGUCAAGAAGAUGAAAGAAAUGGCCAUGAAGCACCCAUGACAAAAAUUAAAAUGUUGACUGGGAGUACAGACCGAUAUGAUCAAAGGCAAGCUGGAAACAAGCCUAUUAAUGAUCAGCUUGGAUCAUGCUUUCAUUCGCAUCUGCCUCAACUCCACUUAUUUCAGAUCAAAGGUAUAAUUGCUAAUCAACUUGAGAAGUCUACCAAUGAUGCUCCCUCACUUUCAACAUUCCAAAGAAUUUCUUGUAGGCCCCAAAUCCAUAUUUCUAAUAACUAUGAGAGUAAUUCCCCAAAUUCUUCACUACUCGCACAAAAACAGAAAGUACACAUGAGAGAAACAUCUUUCCAAUGUAAUGAGAGUGAUAAAGCCUUUAAUUGUAGCUCAGUCUUAAGGAAACACCAGAUAAUCCAUUUAGGAGACAAACAAUAUAAAUGUGAUGGAGUAAAACCUUACAAGUGUACUGAGUGUGGCAAGAUCUUUGGUCAUAAUUCAGCCCUUGUAAUUCAUAAGGCAAUUCAUAGUGGAGAGAAACCUUACAAGUGUAAUGAAUGUGGCAAGACUUUUAAUCAACAAUCACACCUUUCACGUCAUCAUAGACUUCACACUGGAGAGAAGCCUUACAAAUGUAAGGUUUGUGACAAGGCUUUCACGUGUCAUUCCUACCUGGCAAACCAUACUAGAAUUCAUAGUGGAGAGAAACCUUACAAGUGUAAUGAGUGUGGCAAGGCUUUUAACCAACAAUCAAACCUUGCACGUCAUCAUAGACUUCAUACUGGAGAGAAACCUUACAAAUGUGAAGAAUGUGACAAAGUUUUCAGUCAGAAAUCAACCCUUGAGAUACAUCAGAGAAUUCACACUGGAGAGAAACCGUACAAAUGUAAGGUUUGUGACACAGCUUUCACGUGUAAUUCACAGCUGGCACGACAUAGAAGAAUUCACACUAGAGAGAAAACUUACAAGUGUAAUGUGUGUGGCAAGACCUUCAUUCACAUGUCAUACCUCGUAUGCCAUCGUAGAGUUCAUAGUGGUGAGAAACCUUACAAGUGUAAUGAGUGUGGAAAGACCUUCAGUCACAGAUCAUACCUUGUAUGCCAUCGUAGAGUUCAUAGUGGAGAGAAACCUUACAAGUGUAAUGAAUGUGGCAGGACCUUCAGUCACAGGUCAUCCCUUGUAUGCCAUCGUAGACUUCAUAGUGGUGAGAAACCUUACAAGUGUAAUGAGUGCAGCAAGACCUUCAGUCGCAGGUCAUCCCUCCUAUGCCAUCGUAGACUUCAUAGUGGUGAGAAACCUUACAAGUUUAAUGAGUAUGGCAAUAACUUCCGUCACUGGCCAUCCCUUAUAUACCAUCGUAAACGUCACACUGGAGAGAAAUCUUACAAAUGUACAGUUUGUGACAAGGCUUUUGUGCGUAAGUCAGUCCUAGCAAUACAUACUAGAAUUCACAGUGCAGAGAAACCUUACAAGUGUAAUGAAUGUGGGAAGGCUUUUAAGCAACAAUCACACCUUUCACGUCAUCAUAGAAUUCAUACUGGAGAGAAACCUUACAAAUGUGAAGCAUGUGACAAAGUUUUCAGUCGCAAAUCAACCCUUGAGACACACAAGAGAAUUCACACUGGAGAGAAACCGUACAAAUGUAAGGUUUGUGACACAGCUUUCACGUGGAAUUCACAGCUGGCUCGACAUACCAGAAUUCACACUGGAGAGAAAACUUACAAGUGUAAUGAGUGUGGUAAGACUUUCAGUCACAAGUCCUCCCUUGUAUGCCAUCGAAGACUUCAUGGUGGAGAGAAAUCUUACAAAUGUGAGGUUUGUGACAAGGCUUUCACGUGUCGUUCCUACGUGACAAAACAUACUAGAAUUCAUAGUGGAGAGAAACCUUACAAGUGUAAUGAGUGCGGCAAGACCUUCAGUCACAGGUCAUCCCUUGUAUGCCAUCAUAGACUUCAUAGUGGUGAGAAACCUUACAAGUGUAAUGAGUGCGGCAAGACCUUCAGCCAGAAGGCAUCCCUUCUAUGCCAUCGUAGACUUCAUAGUGGUGAGAAACCUUACAAGUGUAAUGAGUGUGGAAAUACCUUCCGUCACUGGUCAUCCCUUGUAUGCCAUCGUAGACUUCAUAACGGAGAGAAAUCUUACAAAUGUACGGUUUGUGACAAGGCUUUCGUGCGUAAUUCACUCCUGGCAAGACAUACUACAAUUCACACUGCAGAGAAACCUUACAAGUGUAAUGAAUGUGGGAAGGUUUUUAAUCGACAGUCACACCUUUCAAGUCAUCAUAGAAUUCAUACUGGAGAGAAACCUUACAAAUGUGAAGCAUGUGACAAAGUUUUCAGUCGCAAAUCACACCUUAAAAGGCAUAGUAGAAUUCACACUGGAGAGAAACUUUUUAAGUGUAGUGAGUGUGGCAAAGCCUUUAGUGAACAGUCAGUGCUUAUUCACCAUCAGGCAAUUCAUGGUUUAGGGAAAGUUGACUAAUGUAAUUGUGUCCGGAAUUGAUGGGUUCUUGGUCUCACUGAGUUCAAGAAUGAAGCCACGGAUCCUCGCGGUGAGUGUUACAGUACUUAAAGAUGGUGUAUCCGGA